Molecule: messenger RNA, 2888 nt
Organism: Bufo gargarizans (Asiatic toad)
Lineage: Eukaryota; Metazoa; Chordata; Amphibia; Anura; Bufonidae
Gene: LOXL3
Product: lysyl oxidase like 3
Exons: 9
Coding region: 1-1320 (439 amino acids)
Biological process (GO): peptidyl-lysine oxidation
Cellular component (GO): membrane
Molecular function (GO): copper ion binding; protein-lysine 6-oxidase activity
Source: RefSeq, a predicted model, not a curated record
AUGGGCUCCAUUCACAUGAAUGAGGUGAAGUGCACCGGGCACGAGCAGUCCAUCUUGGACUGUCAAUACAAGAACAUCACAGAAGAGGACUGCAAGCACAGCGAGGACGCUGCCGUCAGGUGCAACAUCCCAUACAUGGGCUACGAGAAGACGAUCCGCCUGGCAGGGGGUCGGAGCCAGCAAGAGGGGCGGGUGGAGGUUUUGUGGGGCCCACGUGGAGAAGAGCGCUGGGGAUUUGUUUGUGGAGAAGGCUGGGGAACCAGAGAGGCUGCAGUUGUCUGCCAACAGUUGGGUCUAGGAUUUGUCAGCAGUGCCCUUCAGAUACGCAUUAUCGGGGGGCGCACACAGUUUGAGGGUCGUGUGGAGGUGAAGUUUGGAAACUCUUGGGGCUACCUGUGCAGUGAUGGCUGGACUACUAAAGAAGCAAUGGUGGCAUGUCGGCAGCUCGGUUUGGGUUACUCUCUGCAUGCGGUGACGGAAACCUGGUAUUGGGACGCCUCAAACGUGACGGAGAUGAUUCUGAGUGGAGUUCGUUGCAGCGGCACAGAGAUGAAUCUUCAGCAGUGCUCCCGCCACAAGACAGUCAGCUGCAAAAACACUGGCACCAGGCACGCGGCUGGAGUCAUCUGUUCUGAGAGUGCCUCUGACCUCAUCCUACACGCAAGCCUUGUCCAGGAGACUGCAUAUAUUGAAGACCGUCCACUACAUAUGUUAUACUGUGCAGCCGAAGAGAACUGCCUGUCCAGCACUGCCCGCCAUGCCAACUGGCCUUACGGACACAGGCGGCUCCUCCGCUUCUCCUCCCAGAUACACAAUAACGGGCGAGCUGACUUUAGGCCCAAAGCUGGCAGACACUCCUGGGUGUGGCAUGAGUGCCAUGGGCACUACCACAGCAUGGACAUCUUCACUCACUACGACCUGCUGACACCCAAUGGAACUAAAGUGGCUGAGGGCCACAAAGCAAGCUUCUGCCUGGAGGACUCUGAAUGCCAAGAGUUGGUCAGUAAGAGGUAUGAAUGUGCCAACUUCGGAGAGCAGGGCAUCACCGUAGGAUGUUGGGAUUUGUAUCGUCAUGACAUUGACUGCCAAUGGAUCGAUAUAACUGACGUGAAGCCAGGGAACUACAUUCUUCAGGUUGUCAUUAAUCCCAAUUUUGAAGUGGCCGAGAGCGACUUCACCAACAAUGCCAUGAAAUGUAACUGCAAAUACGACGGGCACCGAAUCUGGAUACACAACUGUCAUAUAGGCGACGCACUCAGUGAAGAAGCUAACAAGCGGUUUGAACAGUAUAGGGGACAGCUCAACAACCAGAUCCUUUAACGCCACCAUGAAAGUUCCUUCACCUCUUGCAAGCAUCAUCCAAGAAUCCUCAACAUGGUCAUUUACAGGAGGUGAUGUGGGUGUCCAUUACCUGGUGUCAUCUCACAUACUAUCCACGCACUGGCGGCUCGGUGCUGGAUCAGCCAUCAUACUUUGUGUUUGUGUACUCAUCUCUUGGUGCUAAGCUGAGUUGUUUAUAUUGAGGUGCACAAGAUGGGAUGUAAGGUACCACCACACUACAUCAAAUCAGCUGCUUCUGAUAUCAACCCAAAAGCCAGCGAGGAGGCUGUGAACUGUACUCUGAAGUUCCUUCAGUGUCUUUAAACAACCCAUUUACUAAAGAUGUACCGACAUGUUCACAUAUAGCCAUUACUUGUGUCCUCUACAUUCUAUGGGUGCUACUAACAUACAAGUCUUCUGCUCGUCCUACGAGGUUUACAUUCUGUCACACAAUGGGCUGCUCCCACAAAUCUAUGGUUAUUUUUGCUAUUAAAAGUUGUGGGUUUUUCUCCUAAAUUCUUCCAUAUUGAAUUGGUAACUGCGGCAAAUUACCAAAAAUGGCCAAUUGCAGUCAGAGGUAUCAGGCACUACAUAAUAUACGCGGCAGGACAGUGACUAUCCAUACACUAUAAUACUCCUGUCCUCAGGGCCCACCUGCCGAUCAGGAUUUGAGAAUAUCCCACAGAAUGAAUAACUGGUCAGUCCUGAUGCAUGGGCACUAAAUUGUAUCACCUUCUCAAUACUAAGGAAAUCCAGAAAACACGACCACCAGGUGGGCCCUGAGGACCACCGCUAUACUACACAUGGAUGUCAGCACUGUUCUUAUAUACCAUGCCUAAGCCCAGACUCUGUAUUAUACACCAGAACACUACUCACUAUAUAAUAGACACUGCUCUCUAUACAAGCCCAGGCAUAGCCUGGAAUCCCCGCACGUAGAGGACUUCCACAAAUCAGAGAAGUGACAGCAAUGUUUAAUGGCGGAACGUUCUGCUUUAUGAGACCUCAGAUCUCAAACAUGACAGGAAAUCAUUAUGAUUAAUGGUGUUCUUCCAGAUCAAGUAGAGGAAGACAUUCUGGAACCAGCUGGCGCCAGACCUUUGCUGGAUGUAAAUUACAAGUGUAAAAAUGUAAAUGUUUCUGAGAGACAUGAAAAGAACUUGGCCCCAAGUAGAGAGCUGCCAGGUAUGUUGGUGCAAGGGACGAGGAAACUCCAAGAUGGAAGAGGAGCCUGGAGUGCACAGAAGAUGAUGGCUGUUCCUGGUCAGCUGUGGGUAAAAUGUGGAGGGAGUAUAAAGAAAAUGGGAAGGAUAUAAACAGAAAAACUGGUAGCAUGAGGAUGAAAUCAGAGCAUCAGGACAGAAAGAUGUACAACCAAAGAAAUGAGUGAAAAGAGAGAAAAUUGGAAGAGAGAGAGUGCAAGAGCAUUUAUCUAUGGAAAAGACAAACAAAAAAGACACACCUAAACCGGAGAAAAACAAGGCGAGGGCGGUAUCCACACCUAAACCGGAGAAAAACAAGGCGAGGGCGGUAUCCACACCUAAACCGGAGAAAACAAGGCGAGGGCGGUA